This is a messenger RNA of Temnothorax curvispinosus, 3192 nucleotides long. Its product is annotated as monocarboxylate transporter 3-like. Gene Ontology annotation, molecular function: monocarboxylic acid transmembrane transporter activity. The record is from RefSeq and is a predicted model, not a curated record. Bases 562 to 3192 code for a protein of 876 amino acids. Lineage: Eukaryota; Metazoa; Arthropoda; Insecta; Hymenoptera; Formicidae. Gene Ontology annotation, biological process: transmembrane transport. The transcript is spliced from 8 exons.
AAAGAAAAAAACAUUUGCAGUCACAUCCGCUCGCCUGGCAUCCGAGGAACCCUUAAAAUCAGCGGUUAUUAAUGCUCCGUCACAUUUUUCGUCGCAAAUAUCUCGAAUCCUUUUUUAAAAAAUUCAAACUCUUAAAAUAAAACUUGAAAAUUAUUCGCGAUGGUAGAAAGAUUUCGGAGGAAUUGACAUCGCAAAUUUUACUUUGAUUUAUUUCAAACGCAUUCUCCAGUGGAAAUAUAUAGAGUGAACGUCGUAAACGUCGGUGACACGUAUAAAAUAUGCACAGUUACCACGAAGAGUACACGUAUGCGCGUGCUCUGCGCGUAUACCGCAUCAAGAAUACGACUCACUUACAAAUGAUAUUUAAGUACUUCCGGCAGAUUCUACUAUCGACUGUAAUACCUGCUAUAUCCGCACGAAUACAAAACGUCGACAUGGCAAGGCGGAUUGCCAAACCCUCAUCAUCGAGGACCAGAGUUAUCUAUCCGCUAACGGAUACGGGAAAUAAUUUUACUCAACAAUGUGCUCGUUCGAGUGGACCGUAGAAAUUCCUAGCGUAGCAUGACGACACACAGACGGAAUAAAAUGAGGCACAGCAGUUCUUGGCCCGAUCGAGCGCCACAGAAAGUGAAGGUGCGCGUCGAUCCUUUAUCUCGUGCCUUUACCAUCAUCCCAACGAGCCGCGAAACGAUAUAUCGAUUGGAACAAACUGCACCGCGAUCUAAUUGCCUGGAAGAAGUCAUCCUCUUAGAUCGAUGUGCCCCAGGAGGAGUCGCGUCCGUGAUGAUAAAACGAAGAUUAAUCGACGGAAGGCCGUCUAUAAAUAAGAAACCCGCAAAUUUCUCGGAGAAUUCAUCCGACGUGAAUAAUGAGACGAAGAGUGUAAAGAAUACCGGCCGAUAUUUCAUACCGCGUAGUCUUUCUUUAAUCGAGACAACUACAACUCAUCAAAACUCGGUCAUCGUGUUAGAGGAGAACAUCGUCCGAGAUCGAUCAAGAUGUAAGUCAGACUCGCUCGUAAAGAUUAAUGACGCAAAGACACGAGAUAUGAAAAGAGACUCCAUCUUAAGAACCACAUCGGAUACAGAUUUUUCAAAGUUGCUUUCGAAAAAUUUACACGUCGAGGAAGAGCUCAAAGAUACAGGCGCGCAACUGAAAAAGAAAUCAUUCACGGAAACGAACGCCUUUGAUGUCAUAGUAAACAUAGCGAAUGAGAGACAGCAUACAGUCAGCAUCGCGCAGACAAAUAAUUCACAAACGGGAGAAACGGAUGAGGUGAGGGAGAAAUAUCAAACUACCGUUUCGCCCACGUCUUCCGCGAGACACGCAUCAUCGCCGCCGCACAUCAAGGUGGUGGACUACGACGAUUACGUGACGUCCGUGUCAUUCUCGAAGAACGAUCUUCAUGCCUGUCCAAAAUGCACGUCCGAGGGUGUUCUUCGCUCGCAGAUCGAUCCCUUUCGUUUCCCCUCGCAGAGCAAGAAAAACGACGAUCCGACGAUGAUGAACGCACGCGGUGUUCGACGCGAUAAUCUGACCGGACGCGAAAAAACGGAAGCGCGCUCUGAGAAGAAUCAAAGCAAAGAUAUUUGGAUUGGGAACCGCCUAAUCGGAGAGGCAAGAAACGUGGAUGGCAAAAAAUUGGAGCAACAAGGAAGAAACAACGAUUUGUCGCCGAUGCGACCGGCAACGGACUUCAAAAAGGAGGCUACUUUGAGGCGACAUUAUUAUCCCGAGGGAGGUUGGGGAUACGUCAUUGUCACGUGUUCGGUACUAGUGCAUUUCAUCGGAGUAGGUCUGCAACUUGCCGCGCCCGGAUGCUGGCACAUCACGGCUGAAUUGAAAUUUCGACAUCCCCCGCUGCAUAGUGCAGGAUGGCUGGGGGCAAUGUCGACGGGUGUCGCUCUGCUCGUGUCGCCGGUUACGAUAGCGUUUUGCCGAAGAAAAAGUACGAGAGUAACGGCAGUUUUGGGCGGCCUCGUUACCGCCCUCGGCUGCCUCUUCACUUCUUUUGCCUCGCAAUUUCAUCAAUUGUUCUUCAGCUAUGGCACCGUGGUCGGAAUUGGGGUUGGAAUGACGCGAGACUGCAGUACGCUGAUGGUAGCUCAGUAUUUCAAGAGGAAAAGAGAAUUGGUCGAAAUUUUUAUUGUCUCCGGAAGCGGCUUGGGUAUAGCAAUCAUGUCUGCUUUUAUAAAAGGGGCAAUCACUAAAAUCGGAUGGCGACUCGGUCUUCAAGCUGUCACGGGGGUGGUCUUUAUCACAUUUAUUCUCGGCACUUUCUAUCGUAGCGCUUCACUAUAUCACCCUCAACGAAGAGCAAUCUUACACUUAAAGAAUCAAAAGCGCAAGAUAAAGGACAAGAAUAAAGCCGCCGAGAAACCAGCGUUUUUCGAUUUUAGCACUUUGAAAAGUAAAACAGUGCAGAUUCUCUUGGUAUCUACCGGUAUUUCGGCGUUCGGAAUCAAUACACCUAUAUUUUAUCUGGCGCAUCAAGUCGAAGAGGAAGGUCUCGGUGAUACUGUUGUCCUGCUGCAAGCUUAUCUCGGGCUAGCUUGGACUCUUGGCUGCGUAGCCUUCGGGCUUUUGGUCGUUCAUCGCAGCGUCGAAUGCAGGAUAGCCCGCCAGUAUCUUACGCAAGCAGCCGUUUUUGUGUGCGGACUCUGCAUUCUCGCUCUUACCGCCGUUCAAGGAAAUUAUCACGGAUAUGUUAUGUUCGCGUGGAUUUAUGGCAUUUUCUGUGGCGGCUAUCAUUACAGCCUAAAGAUGUAUACGUAUGAAAGAGUGAGAGCGCGGAACUUUGCCAGAACGUGGGGUUUCGUCCAAUGCUCCCAAGCGAUACCAAUUGCAAUCGGAGUACCAAUAUCGGGAUACAUAAAUGUCGGUUGCGGCGGUAAAGCUGGCUACUACUUCAGCUCGACGUGUGUUCUGGUCGGCAGUUUUACGCUCUUCUUCAUCGAUUUGCAUAGAAGAAAUUUAUCGAGACACAAACACACCAGAGCUAAUGGUACAAAACACACAUGUUCCUCAGAUAACUGUCCUCAACGACGAAGAUUGUCGUUCAAUCAGGAACACAAGAAUGAGGGACCUCAUGUAGCCGCUGCUGGAGCGGCCGGAGCAACGGCUGCGGCACUCGUUUUGGGGACCGACAUUGUUCCAGCACAAGGGAAUGCGAGAGCUUCCGUUUGUCAAUGA